Cornus florida is the source of this 1800-nucleotide messenger RNA. Its product is annotated as UDP-rhamnose/UDP-galactose transporter 1-like. Gene Ontology annotation, molecular function: UDP-galactose transmembrane transporter activity; antiporter activity. NCBI's taxonomy places the organism in Eukaryota, Viridiplantae, Streptophyta, Magnoliopsida, Cornales, Cornaceae. Gene Ontology annotation, cellular component: Golgi apparatus. The coding region runs from base 458 to 1495 and encodes 345 amino acids. The transcript is spliced from 5 exons. The record is from RefSeq and is a predicted model, not a curated record.
UGUAGCUAUAAAAAUAAAAUUGUGUUAUGUAAUCAAAAUUCAACUCAACUUGCUUCCCAGAGCAAGUACUAUAAUCAAUUAACCCCCGAAAUUUUCUCAAUUUCAUUUAAUUUUUGAAUAUAGUAAUAAUUGCACAUUCCACUAUAUAUAUAUAUAUAUAUAUAUACUAUAUAUCAUAUGCAGAGAGAGAAUUGGGGAUAGAAGAUAGAACGUAAAGGUGGGAAUGAGUUACCCAUGUGGUAACAAAUGCUAAUUGCGGAGAUCGCAAGGAAUUGGAAGAGUCUACGGUAACUAGAAAAGGAGAAAGAGAGAGGGACAGAAUGAGAGACAAGCAAAGAAUUGAACCCCCCAAUUUAAGGGAUUGCCAUUUCAGGCUCUUCAGUCUCUUCCAUUUUCAUCUCCAUUCAGAGAAGUAGUAGUAGUAUACGUAGUUGCAGGUUGUUUCUCUCUCUCUCAAAUGGAGAAAACUUUGUCAGGUGGUGUAUCAGAUGUCGGCGCUUGGGCGAUGAAUGUGAUCAGCUCUGUUGGCAUUAUCAUGGCAAACAAGCAACUCAUGUCCCCAACCGGUUAUGCUUUCUGCUUUGCUACAACUUUGACUGGUUUCCACUUUUCCUUCACGGCAUUGGUUGGUUUGGUUUCAAAUGCUUCUGGUUACUCUGCGUCAAAGCAUGUUCCAUUAUGGGAGCUUCUCUGGUUCUCAGUUGUUGCCAAUACGUCAAUCUCAGGGAUGAACUUCAGCCUCAUGCUAAACUCUGUAGGAUUUUAUCAGAUUUCAAAGUUAAGCAUGAUUCCAGUGGUCUGUGUGAUGGAGUGGAUUCUUCACAGCAAAAACUAUACGAGGGAAGUCAAGAUGGCUGUGGCAGUGGUUGUUGUAGGUGUGGGUGUCUGCACAGUGACUGAUGUGAAAGUCAAUGCCAAAGGUUUCAUUUGUGCAUGUGUGGCAGUUUUAUCUACAUCUUUACAACAAAUUUCAAUUGGUUCCUUACAGAAGAAGUACUCAAUAGGCUCUUUUGAAUUGCUGAGCAAGACAGCCCCCAUACAAGCAAUUUCUCUACUUGUGUUUGGUCCUUUCAUUGAUUACUCUCUUAGUGGACAAUUUGUAACAAACUAUAACUUGUCUUAUGGUGCAUUUUUCUUCAUUCUGCUUUCAUGCUCUCUAGCGGUAUUCUGCAAUGUGAGCCAAUACCUGUGUAUUGGACGCUUUUCUGCAGUCUCCUUCCAGGUGUUAGGCCACAUGAAAACAGUUUGCAUCCUGACGUUAGGUUGGCUGCUAUUUGAUUCAGAGCUGACGCUGAAGAACAUCCUUGGAAUGGCUAUUGCAGUUCUUGGUAUGGUAAUAUACAGUUGGGCAAUGGAGGUUGAGAAGCAAGGUGAUGCCACCAAGAUCAUCCCCAACAUGAAAGACAUUCUGUCAGAAGAGGAUGUUAAAUUGUUAAAAGAGGGAUUGGAGGAAACCAUGGUGAAAGAUGUUGAACUUGCCGAAUCCAAAGGAUAGGGUAACAUUCCUUAAGCAGUUGAUUUCAUGCUCACGGUGUCGGUUCUUUCAGCUUCAUUCCAUAUUGCAGCAGGACAUAUGAUGGUCUACCAUUUUGUGCACAUUUGUCACAAAAAAACUCAGAGUCCUAAACAAGUCACAUUUAUUACAAAUUUGUUAUUAUGUUUUGACAUUUUAUAUCAUUUAUUAUAGGGAGCAGGGUGAUCACGAAAUGUUUUGAUAGUUGAUGGUUGUAAUAUAUGGUAUCUCUUUGUACAUGCCUUUUCAAAGUGCUCGGUGGUUGAUCCAUCUUUUUCUGCUUUAAA